UCUUCCCUCUUUUACUUGCUCUGCACAACACUGGAUCAUUGUUUUCAUCAUCCUCUCUCUCUCUCUAACUCUCUCUCUCUGUGUUUUCCUGUUCUUGUACUGUUCUAAUAAUAAUUAAUCUGUUCUGUGAAUUUGAUAUAAGGUUAAGGAACCUAAGAUUUUAGAGCUCAUCAGCUCUAAGUCUCUUUUUUUUUUUCAUCUAUCCUCUUUGAAUAAACAAACAAAAACCUUUAAACAGUUCCAUCCUCCUUAAUUAAUUCACUUCUUCUCUCAUAUUUUAUGUCAGUAAAUAUUAUUUGAAUUUUUUUUUCUCGCCUUGUUUUCUGUUUCAUUCCGUGGGCUUGCCCUCCUUUUGAUGUUGUUGCGGGCAUGAAUAUGGCUGGUCUUGAUUUGGGUACCGCUGCUUCUCGUUUCGCCGCCGGUCACCACCCCUCCCUCCAACUCCAGAGAGACUCCAAUGACAGCCAGUUCGAUCAUCAGCAGGCUGAUGACGGUGCAUCCGCUGGCCAUGGUGGAGCUGGCUCGGCCGGCCCCGGAGAUAUCGUCGCCAGGCGCCCACGUGGCCGUCCCCCGGGCUCCAAGAACAAGCCGAAGCCGCCCGUGAUUAUCACGAGGGAGAGUGCCAACACCCUCCGUGCCCACAUCCUUGAGGUGGGGAGCGGUUGCGAUGUGUUUGAGAGCGUGGCGACCUACGCCCGCCGCCGUCAGCGUGGGAUCUGCGUCCUCAGUGGGAGCGGCACCGUCACCAACGUGAGCCUCAGACAGCCCGCAGCGGCCGGCUCCGUGGUGACCCUCCAUGGUCGGUUUGAGAUCUUGUCCCUCUCAGGGUCAUUCCUACCUCCCCCAGCCCCACCCGGCGCCACAAGCCUGACCGUCUUCCUCGCAGGCGGGCAGGGCCAGGUGGUGGGCGGCAACGUGGUUGGAGAGCUGACUGCUGCAGGCCCUGUGAUCGUGAUUGCCGCGUCGUUCACGAAUGUGGCUUAUGAGAGGCUGCCUCUGGAGGAGGCCGAGGAGCAGCUGCACAUUCAGCCACCGGCAGCCGCUUCUCAGCCCCUGGGCGGUGGAGGAGUCGGUGGCAAUAACCCGUUCCCGGAUCCAUCCUCGGGGCUUCCCUUCUUCAAUUUGCCGCUCAACAAUAUGGGGAACGUGCAGCUACAAGUAGAUGGUUGGAGCGGAAACUCGGGGCCCACGGCCCGUCCACAAUUCUGAUGAUGGGAUAAUAUCAAGCGAAUCGUCGAUCGGCAAUUAAUUCUUGCGAGGGAAAGGUUAGGGAAAAUUUAUUCUUCUUCUUCUUCUUCUUCCAAUGAUGAUGAUGAUGGUGAUGAUGCGAUCAUGUCUGUUUAGGGUCUUCUUGGUUCUUCUUUUUUUGUUAGUCCGUUGAUGUAAUUUGGGCUUAACUUUGACAAGUGUUUGGUCUGGCGCAGUAGUGCUACACUCUCUCUUUCAUCUCAUCAUCUCGUUCUUCUACUCUCCUCUUUGUAUGGAUCGAAGCCCUUUGAAAAUUCUGCUUUGUAGAACAAUCGAUCAGUAUCUUUGUAUAAUAACGUUUGGUUGUCCAUUCGGAAACUGCAAUGUAGGCCUUCUCUAUAAUUAUGUCUUGUCCCUUUUUCCUCUCGAUGUUUAUGUAUUGUAAUUUCUGUAUACCAUAAAUUUGCUAAACACAAAUAUGAAUAAAUAUUCCUAGUCUUGGAGUCUGUCUA
This is a messenger RNA of Punica granatum (pomegranate), 1700 nucleotides long. The record is from RefSeq and is a predicted model, not a curated record. NCBI's taxonomy places the organism in Eukaryota, Viridiplantae, Streptophyta, Magnoliopsida, Myrtales, Lythraceae.